UCCCACCCUCUGGCUGUUUCGGGCGGCUGCGGCCCGGCUGCAGAAGUGAUGGCGGCUUUGACCGAUGUGCAGCGGCUACAGUCCCGAGUGGAGGAACUAGAGCGUUGGGUGUACGGGCCGGGCGGGACCCGGGGCUCCAGGAAGGUGGCUGACGGUCUGGUCAAGGUGCAGGUGGCUUUAGGGAACAUUGCCAGCAAGAGGGAGAGGGUGAAGAUUCUCUACAAAAAGAUUGAAGACCUGAUCAAAUACCUGGAUCCUGAAUACAUCGAUCGCAUCGCCAUGCCUGAUGCUUCAAAGUUGCAGUUCAUCUUAGCAGAGGAACAGUUCAUCCUCUCCCAGGUGGCACUCUUGGAACAAGUGGACGCCUUGAUGCCUAUGCUGGACAGCGCAUCUAUCAAAGCCGUUCCCGAGCAUGCUGCCCGCCUGCAGCGCUUGGCUCAGAUCCACAUCCAGCAGCAGGACCAGUGUGUGGACAUCACCGAGGAGUCCAAGGCUCUGCUGGAGGAGUAUAACAAGACUACAAUGCUUCUCUCCAAGCAGUUCGUGCAGUGGGAUGAACUGCUCUGCCAGCUGGAGGCUGCCAAGCAAGUGAAGCCAGCAGAAGAAUGACAGCGGCUUGCGAGGCCAGGCCAGGGAAAGGCGGGCAGCUCCAGGGUCCUGUGACAGCCAGCCUGUCUUUACAGGGCAGAAGCAGCUUUGUAUUUAUUGAACGCAAAGACCUCUGUGCUCGACUGGGGCCCAGCGUUCAGAGAUCGGAUUACCUUAGCAUCGUGGUUGGCACACCCCACCUGUGUAUUUAUUCCACUGACAAUAAACCGACCCCUGAAGGAG
Molecule: messenger RNA, 831 nt
Organism: Myodes glareolus (Bank vole)
Lineage: Eukaryota; Metazoa; Chordata; Mammalia; Rodentia; Cricetidae
Gene: Dctn3
Product: dynactin subunit 3
Biological process (GO): cytoskeleton-dependent cytokinesis
Cellular component (GO): dynactin complex
Source: RefSeq, a predicted model, not a curated record